Messenger RNA from Phyllotreta striolata, 1197 nucleotides. The record is from the annotation of a GenBank genome assembly. Lineage: Eukaryota; Metazoa; Arthropoda; Insecta; Coleoptera; Chrysomelidae.
AUGAGCGGCCCAUUCAAAAGGAGAUCCUCCAUCAAGGCUCUCCCCGCGAUGAGCCUGCCUACUGACUCGAUGAGAAGAGCGUCCAUUCGAAGGGCCUCGGUGGCCGUUGGACAACAGCCAGCCGGCAAAACCGCCGGCCAGCAGGAAGUCCCUUGGGACAUCCUCGACAGGUGUUUGUUGCCCGUUCUGUUUUGCCACGCCGCCGCUGUUAUAGUCAGUAACGCACUGAAUGUGUUACACAUAUGGGACGUAACGACCUUUACCUUAUUCAUUUGGUUCACCAUCGUCACGAUAGGAGCCGUGCUGUUCUAUCACAACUUAAAGGUGACGGCGGCGGGCAAGGCGGUCCUGAUCACGGGCUGCGACUCCAGGAUCGGUAUCGCCCUCGCCCGGCAGCUGGACGAACAGGGCUUCACGGUGUUCGCAGGAUUCCAGAGCGCUGAUAGCUCGACCGCCGAGGAGCUGAAGGAGGUCUGCUCGGGCAGGCUGCACGUCCUGCAGCUGGACGUAGCUUCGGAGAAUCAGAUAUUGGCGGCGUCCCUCUACGCUGUCGAGCAUCUGCCGGACGGCGCUCCGGGACUUUGGGCUGUUGUUCACGCUCAAUCAUGGGUGGCGCUCGGGGAAAUCGAGUGGAUUCCUCCACAGGUAAUUAAAAAGGCAACGGACAUCAAUUUCAUCGGCCCCACGAGGGUAACGCAAAUCAUGCUGCCCUUGGUACGCAGGGCGAAGGGUCGCAUCGUCAUAGUCACCUCUGGCCUCUGCCGCGUAGCCUCACCAGUCAGAGGAAUCCACUGUGGACUUUUAGCUGCCAUGGAAUCCCAGGCCGAAUGUUUGAGGAAAGAGCUUAGAAGUAGAGGUGUGGAUGUGGUUGUGGUAGCUCCAGGUGAAUUGACGGCGGGUUCUUCUUGGUUAUCAGAUCAACAUGUCAUCGAUCAGGCAAAAGAUAUGUGGAAGCAAUUGGGACAAGAGCAGAAGGGCGAGUACAAUGAGAAUUACUUCGAAAACGCUUUGAGGAGUUUGGAAAAAUACACCAAGAAUCAGGAAGUCGACCUGUUCCCUGUGCUGCGGGCCCUCAACGACGCGGUGAUUCGAACGUUCCCUUUGAAAAAAUACACGCCGGUGUCGCGGAAAGAGAAAAUCCAGGUCUUCAUCGCCGAAUAUUUGCCGCGCUCUGUUUACGACGUCAUUUACUCUUAG